Scomber japonicus (chub mackerel) is the source of this 1305-nucleotide messenger RNA. Its product is annotated as zinc finger protein 717-like. Bases 1 to 1305 code for a protein of 434 amino acids. Gene Ontology annotation, biological process: regulation of transcription by RNA polymerase II. The transcript is spliced from 4 exons. NCBI's taxonomy places the organism in Eukaryota, Metazoa, Chordata, Actinopteri, Scombriformes, Scombridae. The record is from RefSeq and is a predicted model, not a curated record. Gene Ontology annotation, molecular function: RNA polymerase II cis-regulatory region sequence-specific DNA binding; DNA-binding transcription factor activity.
AUGGCGAGCCGCUCUUCUUUUCACGACCAGCUCUCCUCCAUCAUGGAGACCAUGGCUCGGUCUGCCCUGAGUCAGGUGUGCACUCUGGUGGAUAAAGACUCGUCUGAGCUCCGGCAUGAGUUGUCUCGGCUACUGUUUGCUAAUUCAGCUCUAGCAGAGAAAGUGGAGAGUCUGGAGUGCGAGCUGACCAUCGUGAGAAGCGACACACCCACGUUGUGUAAAAGUUAUAGCACCGUCGGUGUGCAAACUAUCUGCCUCAGGGAUGGAGAUGAUGCUCUUGUUUCAAAGUCUCCAACCAUAGAGGGGAUCUUUGGAAAGGAUUGGUGUAUGGAUCUGUGGAAGGAUAGAUAUCCAUACAGUCUGGAGAGAGUCACAGACUCACCACAGCCCUCUGAUAAGUUCGACCAAAUUACUGUCACUCAUGUUAAAGAGGAAGAUUAUGAGGAGGAUGCUGUCAGCAGCUGCCAGGAGGGAACAUUCAGUACAGAAGAACACAGAGAAUGCUUGGCUGAGGAGCCAGAGCAGCUGUCAGUUGGUUACUUGCCUGAUGGCAGCGCUUGCAGUCUGUCUUUCGAUCAAGAUGAAGAGCAGACUGUGUCGGCCGGUGGUUUUGAAGAACCAUCCAUGCAGCUGAUAUCUGUCAAUGACACAGAAAAGGCCUUCAGCACCCACAUCAUUCCAAUCGAAGAGGAGGACGAUGAUGAUGAUGUGCAGUUUGUUGAGGAAAGUCAUCAGGAGCCAACGUUAAACGCUGCAAGUGAACCCACGCAAAACGAGCAGCAGACAGUAACAGCAAACACUGAAAGCAUCACUGUUCUGGAUAAAAACUCAUUUAACAACUUUAAUGUGGUUAAAAGCAAAAAGGAUUCAAACAAAUUCACAUGUCAAAUAUGUAACAGGACAUUCUUUCACAAGGGCACUCUGACGCACCACCUGAAAUCACACAAGUCAAACUUGUGCAACAUUUGUAAGCAGUAUUUCCCACACAAGAGCAAGUUACACAAACACACAUGCGUGCCUCCAGUCCUCUCUCAAAGAGUCACUAAAUCAUGUGAGCUGUGUGGGAAGAUCUUUGCUAACCCAUCGGCUCUGAGGAUUCACUACGUCGUUCACACCGGAGAGAAACCUUACUGGUGCAGUUUAUGUGGGAAACGGUUCACCCAGAAAGGCAAUCUGAAAUGUCACCUACGCAUCCAUACUGGUGAGAGACCGUUCCACUGUGGUAAAUGUGGAAAGACCUUCACACAAAAGGUGAAUCUCAACCAUCAUCUAAUGGCACACAGAAAUCGUGACGUGGUAGCAUAG